AUAAGUUUCGAAACCGGUAGAGGUGCUUGCUCCACUCUCUGAUUGAACUGGAAUAAUGAUGCGGCUGUAGUUUCGUGUUGCAACGAAAUUGAAAAUGGUUAUUCAUUUUUGAUUUAAAUUUAGGUCCUUGGCAACCUUCAAAAUAAUAUUUGGCAACAUUUAGCGCGCCUAUGAGUUUUAUUUUUACUACAUAUAUGACAUUUGACAAGUCCAAACACAAACCACAAAGCGUGAAAAAAAGCCUGGAAAAGCCACGAUAUAAAGACACAGAAAAGCCUUAUAAGAAGCCCUAUUCCAUCCAGGUAUUCCAGAAUUCUUUUGGCUUCUUUUUAACUAUUAAUAUAUUUCCUAAAUAUUAUACCAAUCAAAUGGAAGUAAAUCAAGAAGUUAUGGAGAAUACAUGUAAAUUAGAAAUAGAUAAUAAUGAAGUGGAUGAUAAUGAUGCUCUUCUGCUUACCUUUAAAACUGAAAUUAAAGAGGAACCGGAGAUAGAUACUACUAAUUCUGAUGAUUUCAACUGUAAUAAGAAACAUCCUGUAAAGACAGAAAUAGAAAGCCAUGAAGAUGCAGUUUGUCUCCUUCAAGUAAAAGAAGCACAUGAAAGUUUCAAAUGUGAAGAAAAUGAAAACAAUGAAUUAAAUUAUCUGAUAAAUAACCAAUUGAACCAAUGUACAACUGACGUUAGGAAAGUGACUAUUGUUGAAAAACCUUUUGCGUGUGAAAAGAAAAAUUUACGAAGACAUGUGACAGUUCACACUGAAGAAAAAUCAUUAAGAUGUGGAAUAUGCACAAAACAGUUUUCACAAAAUACUCACUUAAAAGUCCAUAUGAGAAGGCACACAGGUGAAAAACUAUUUGGAUGUGAAAUAUGCACAAAACAGUUUUCAAGAAGUGAACACUUAAAAGAUCAUAUGAUGAGAAGGCACACUGAAGAAAAACCAUUUGGAUGUGCAAUAUGCACAAAACAGUUUUCAAGUAGUGCUCACUUAAAAAAACAUAUGGUGAUGCAUAGUGAUCAGAAACCAUUUGGUUGUGAAAUAUGCACAAGACAGUUUUCACAAAGUGCUAACUUAAAAAAUCAUAUGAUGAGAAUUCACACUGGUGAAAAACCAUUUGGAUGUGAAAUAUGCACAAAACAGUUUGUAACACAUACUGAGGUAAAAAUGCAUAUGGCGGUGCACAGUGAAAAACCAUUUGAAUGUGAAAUAUGCACAAAACAGCUUGUAACGCAUGAUGAGUUAAAAAUGCAUAUGGCGAAUCAUACUGGUAAAAAAUUUAGUUGUGAAAUUUGCACCAAAGAGUUUUCGCGAAAAUCUGAUUUAAAAAGACAUUUGAGAGUGCAUACUGGUGAAAAACCAUUUGAAUGUGAAAUUUGCACCAAACAGUUUCCAGCGAAACAUAUUUUAAAAUGGCAUAUGAAUGUGCAUACUGGUGAAAAAUCAUAUGAGUGUAAAAUAUGCACAAAACAGUUUUUACAAAGUGUUUAUUUAAAAGGUCAUAUGAGGAGAAUUCACACCGAUGAAAAACCAUUUGAGUGUGAAAUUUGCAACGAAGAGUUUUCAGGAGGUUCUGAUUUACAAAAACAUUGGAAAAUUCACAGUGGGGAGAAUCCAUUUUCCAUACGUUUCCAUGAAUGUGAAAUUUGCAAGAAACAUUUGUCAUCGAAACAAGCUUUAAAAUGGCAUAUGAGUGUGCAUACUGGUGAAAAACCAUUUGCGUGUGAAAUAUGCACCAAACAGUUUUCGACGAAACAAGUUUUAAAAUUGCAUAUGACAGUACAUACUGGUGAAAAACCAUUUAGAUGUGAAAUAUGUACACAACAGUUUUCACAAAGUAUUUCAUUAAAAGUUCAUAUAAUGAGAAAGCACAACAAUGGUCAAAAACCGUUUGGAUGUGAAAUGUGCACAAAACAGUUUGUAACAAGUAAUGCGUUAAAAAUGCAUAUGACAGUACACACUGGUGAAAAAUCAUUUGUGUGUAAAAUAUGCACAAAACAGUUUUCACGAAGUGUUUAUUUAAAAGUGCAUAUGAGAAGAAUGCACGCUGGAGAAAAGCAAUUUUGAUGUGAAAUAUGCACAUAUUUAUAUGCAAAUUAUUAAUGAAACACGCUGUAAAUACAGCAGUUAUUUAUACCAAAACUUUCCUGACUUUUCGCAAGAGGCCACGUCAGCGUUUCGUUUUUCGAAAGUUCUGCGAGACUUUGGCAACAGUGCGUCUACAGUAUUUGACAUAGUUCAUUUUUAAAUAGGAGAAGUAAACUCGAAAGACAAUCACAAAUCGAUUACUAAUCGAUUAGUUAGCGAUUGCGUCUGCUGAAUGCACCCAAUUUACACCCAAUAAUGUCACUAGAAAAAUAACUAGAUUCAUCUUCUUUUUUGGAUGAUCAUUUCGGCCUUCGAUGGUAAUCCAUACAUAUUAUAUUUUACUCGAAAAGCGCUAAAGUGUUCCAAAACAACUGUUUUUUGUAUAUAAAUACAUACUAGAAAUUACAGAAAACACAAAAUAAUCGCCGAUAUAAUUUAAUUUUAACCCAUGAAUUUUAAAUGCCGUUAGUGUCAAAAUUUCGUAAAUGCCAAAAUUUCAUAAUUUAGCGGAAUAAGCUUGCCUGCGGUUGGACCAAUUAUUACAAACAAGCAUUAUAGUGGAGUCACUGAAGGUGGAUAUGAGCUAUUACCUCCGAUUUCGUUGAACCUCCAUCGAUUUGCAUGAAAAUUGGUGAGUGGUUAGAGGAUAUCUCAAGGAACAAAGGUGACAUGGUGCCAAUUUGCGCUUUUACCUGGGGGUGGAUGCCACCCCUUCUCGGGGGGUGAAAAUUAUUUUAUUAAAAAUAACCCCAUAAUUCGAUAGAGGGACAAAUUUCAAGCAAAAUUUGUUAUAUAAAGGUAUUAAAAUAAAUCAAAACUUUUUGAGCUAUUACCUAAAGAUCAAAGAUUUUAAUUUUUCUUGAGAAAAAUGCAUGUUUUUAACCAAUUUUUCAUCAAUAACUCAAAAAGUGUAAGUUUUUACAAAAAAGUUAUUAUUAUCAAAAUUGAAACUAAUGAAAAAUGAAAUAAACCCCUUAAUACAAAAACCUUUUAAUGUUAACUAAAAGUGAGUUGUAGGUAAUUGAAUGUAUAUUUUUUUCGACGAGUAAAAAACUUUAAUUAUUCAAGCUGAAAUAACGGGAAAUUGAUGCAUUUUAUAACAUAAACUUAUUAAACAUUUGUCAAAGAACUUAAAAAUACCUAUUAAAUGAGCCCCCGAACAUGUUGAUAGCGUUAAAAUUUAUGCUCCAAAAUUUUUUAAAAAUCUAUCUUUUAAAGAUUUUUCCAAAAAAUGUUAUAGUUUUUUUUUUAAUAACUCCGUUCGUAUUUACGAUAUCUGGUUCAUCUAAAAACUGUUUCAAACUUAAUUCCAAGUGCUAUUUAAGCACGUUGAACCUAAUCUUUCAAACCCCUUACUCUCUUAAAAAUAAAAUUUUAAAUGACCCCGGUUGCAUGGUUCCCACAGCAAAAUUUAAGAUUUAAACGCUUCUAUCUCGGUUAUUUUUUACCCUAUAGAAAUAGUAAUACAAGUAAAAUAUUUGGCACAGAAAAAACUAAAAUUUGGUUAUAUAUAAUUUUUUACGUAUAUUGAGUAUUUUUGGAGUUAUUAUCAAAAGAAUAUGAGAAUUACAAUAAUUUUUAAAAUUAUUAUUUUUUUAAAUUAUAUCUUUUUUUUCAAAAAUAUGCAUUCUAAACCAGUCAAAAUUAUCUAAAACAUUACUUAUGCUAAUAUAAAGAAGUUCUUGUAAGGAUUACUAUAAAUGUUGGUGUAUGUUUUAUUUUUCACUUUUUAUAAAAAAAAUCCGAAACGGUUCUUUUAUUUUCAUUAUAACUUGCUUAAUUUUGACGCUAUUACCUUGUUCUGAAGCUCAUUUGAUAGGUAUUCCGAAGUGUUUUGGCAAAUGUUUAGCACGAAUAUUUUAUACAUUGCAUCGUUUUCCAGUUAUUUAAACUUGAAUACUUAGAUUUGAGUACUCGUCGAAAAAAAUACACAUUCAAUUGCCAAUAACUCACUUUGAACUAACAUUAGUUUAGUUCUUUAUGUAAGGAAUGUAUUCAAUUUUUUAUUAUAUUCAAUUUCAGUAAUAAUAACUUUUUUGAAGUUUUACUUCUUUACGCGCGAUAUGAGGGUGAAUUUUUAUAUGUUAAAACCUACGAUCCCGGCGCAUGCGCAUUAUAACUUUGUUCUGAUUGGAUGUUCAAAUGACAUGUCAAAAAUUAUCCAAUAUGGCAGCUGUAGCGCAGCUGUGGUUUGGACGGUUGACGGUUUGGUUAUGUAUGGUUGUUGCGUUUUAAAAUUUGUGGGAAGAGAAACAACAAAGGUUAGUUAAUAGUUAUACUGCCUUUUUAAAUAGUUUUCAUAUUAUAUUUUUGAAGUUAUACUUCAAAAUGUUUUAAUUUAUGUAUGUAUCAGUCCAGAAAAGGUAUGGAAAAAAUAUAUUAGUGUUUUUAAAUAUAUUUUUCUACAAACGUGUUAAAAAUGCAAUUUUUAGGACUCCAUAGGAGCGUUAAAAAUGCUACUUUAAGGCACUAGUGCUUUAAAAAUUUUAAGGCACUGCAGUUAAAAGUGAAUUGUCAAAUUGUGAAACGUCAAAAUAUUUAUAUUUCAUUUAUUAACAUUAAUAUUAAUAAUACAACUUGCUCAAUUUGAAAAAGGUGGUUUAAAAGGUUUUUUAUUAUAAUUUUGUGUCUUUGGAUUUGUCUUCCUUGGGCGUAAAAUAAUAAAACAUCUAUUUUUAUAUUUCACUUGUCACCGUGAUGUAUAAUUAUGUAUAUCUGAAAGGUAACUGGCAUGGGGCUUGAUGGCCUUGUUGAUAGAGCGUUGGACCAGAGAUCUAAAAAUCGCGAGAUUGCGGGUUCAACUCCCGGACGAUUCAUAUCUUUUUCUUUUUGAAGAUAUUCUUUAGCGGCGAAUCGAUUGAGGGUAAAAUUUGAUUGAUCCGCGCGCAUGCGCACACCGACAUUAUGGUAUUAGUUGUUAUACGGGCUCUGAUUGGGUGUUGAAAUUUUGAAAUGAUCUGUCAAUAAUUGUUCAAUAUGGAGGUUAUCGGUAAACAAAAAUAUUGUAUAAUAUUAGUUUUUAUUGAUGUGUGGACAGAAAUAAAAUCAAAUUUAUAAUUAUAGUGACUUUUUAAAUAGUUUUGAAAAGCCGCAGGUACGUAAUUCUAAAUGUUUCAGUUGGAAAUACCGAAUAGUUUCAAUACCUAUCUAUUUGGAAAAUGUAAACAAAAUAAUGUAGUUACCUAUUAGUAGGCAAUGCCUUAAUUUACAUAAUCUGAUUACGAACAAACUUUCUACAAAUCUUUAUCUCAUAUAUCGUUUUCUUACUCUAUAUUUUGUUGUAUUUUAUUUCGACAAAAGUCAAACUAAUAAUUUUAUUAAAUUCAUAUAAAUUUAUGGUGUAAGUAAACGUUUAGUUUGGGUAUAUUCCCACAUGACGUAUACGAGAGUUUGAUGCAAUUUGAAAAGGCGUCAACUUUCGUACGGCGCGGUAGACGUGAAGUGGGUUCAAGCCCCAAGCAAGUUAUUAUUUUUUAUUUUUUUAUAGAUUUUAUGAUUGUAAGUAUAUUAUUAUAUAAUUUUUGAAGAUAUUCUUCUUUUUUGAAAGUGGUAGAUAAGAAAGUUAGUUUGAUUUUUAAAUAAAAUAAGUACAAAAAUAACCUUUUAAGUAUAUUUACUUCGUUUAAAUUACCUAUUAUAUAAUAGAAGAAUAUCUUCUUACGUGCGUACAAAGUACACACACAUUCUUUUUUUUUUAAUAUUUGGCAUUGUUAAAUUUUGGUUAAUUUUUGGUAAUUAUUGUUAAUUUUUUGUAUUGUAACUGUUAAGUAGGUAUAUUUAUUUCGUUGAAAUUAUAUUAUAAUAGAAGUAUAACUUCUUACGUGCGUACAAAGUACACACACAUUCUUUUUUGUAAAAGCUUAUAGUUUUUGAUUUAUACGUGAAAACCCGAUUUAAAACAUGCAUUUUUUUCGAAAAAAUAAAAUCUUUGGUCUUUAACCCGCCGUUACACGCGUCUUCUAUUGUGACGUGGUUGCACGCGUAUGAGCGUCGCCCUCACCUACAUAAAUUCGACUUAUUUCGAGGAAGAAUGAAUGUCAACAUGUAUAAAAAUAAAAUGGGUUGUACUCACAUAUUAUAGAAAGUAUCGUAAACCAAUUUUUUUUAUUAAUUUAACAACACAAAAGUAAAAAUAAUAUACAUAGAUCAAAAGCAAGUUUUCUUAAUUUUCAAUUUCAGCAAGCCACUGAAGAAAUUAACGUUCUUUACGCGAAUUCAUUUUACUAAAAAUACAAAUUAAAAUUAACAACUGUUCUGAAGCUAUUUUUUCGUGGUAUUUAUGUAAUUAACUAUUAAUAUUUUGUAUUUUGAUAACGACGUCCGAGGUGGAUUGCGAAACGUCAAUAAAAUCAAUUUUUCAAGUUAAAUUGUGGCUUAUUUCCCAAUUAGAAUAGGUAAAUUUAAAAAUGGGUUCUUAACCAGUGGCGCACUUAGAAUUUUCCUCUGGGGGGGAGGGGGGUUAGAUUGGGCACCGAAAGUUUUUUGUAUUAUUUGUGAUAGAAAAGUUACAUUUUCCUACUUUCUUUUAUAUGUGAUAGAAAAGUUACAUUUUCCUACUUUCUUUUAUAUAUAUAUUUCUAUAUGCUCUGGGUGGGAGUUUAACCCCCAAACCGCCCGCUCGGUGUGCCACUGUUCCUAACCUAAUCCAAACAAUAAUAUUUUAAUUAAACCUACCUAAAUAUUAAAUAAAAACCUAAAAGUUUCUUUAAGAUAACAGAAACGUGAUUUCACCGUGAUUGCACGCGCAGUGAGGAAUUCCCUCACUUGAAGAGGCAUGUCUCUUCUUUCAACUAUCACACAGCACACUGACCGCCUGAAAUAUUCUAUAACUUUUUCAUACCCUCUCAUGAACCAUGCUAAAGGCAUUCCUGGGUGCUUAAGGUUAUCGUAUUAGUUUACACAAUUUCAUUGGUUAUAAACAAAUAUGGUGAGGGAUUCCCUCAUAGCGCGUGUAAUGGCGGGUUAAUAACUCAAAAAGUGUUGAUUUAUUUUAAUAACUUUAUAUAACAAAUUUUGCUUAUAAUUUGUCCCUCUAUCGACUUAUGGUAUUAUUUUUAAUAAAAUAAUUUUCACCCCCGAGAAGGGGUGGGAUCCACCCCCAGGGUAAAAGCGCAAGUUGGCAUCAUGUCACAUUUGUUCCUUGAGGUAUUCUCUAAUUACUCACCAAUUUUCAUGAAAAUCGAUGGAGGUUCAACGAAAUCGGAGAUGAAAACCUUCAGUGACUGCACUAUUAAGUUAAGGCGCGGUAAAUUUGAAUUAGGUACUCCUCCUAUUUAAAAAAUGAACUAUAGCUCAAUAUUGUGACAAGAUACCUACUCAAUUUUAUUAUUAGUAAAUAAAAAAAUAAACGAAAAUAGGUGAAAAUUUUAUUAAAAGCCUGUAUUUUGAUUUUUGUAUUUAAAUUUAAAUUGUAAACUAUUGAUGAUAUUUCUAAAAUAAAAAAUCCUCCGAAAAUUUUA
Messenger RNA from Diabrotica virgifera virgifera (western corn rootworm), 7543 nucleotides. Its product is annotated as gastrula zinc finger protein XlCGF57.1-like. Gene Ontology annotation, biological process: regulation of transcription by RNA polymerase II. Gene Ontology annotation, molecular function: RNA polymerase II cis-regulatory region sequence-specific DNA binding; DNA-binding transcription activator activity, RNA polymerase II-specific. The coding region runs from base 171 to 2063 and encodes 630 amino acids. Lineage: Eukaryota; Metazoa; Arthropoda; Insecta; Coleoptera; Chrysomelidae. Gene Ontology annotation, cellular component: nucleus. The transcript is spliced from 2 exons. The record is from RefSeq and is a predicted model, not a curated record.